This is a messenger RNA of Diospyros lotus (date-plum), 3718 nucleotides long. RefSeq names its product probable sucrose-phosphate synthase 2. The transcript has 12 exons. Gene Ontology annotation, biological process: sucrose metabolic process. The coding region runs from base 210 to 3494 and encodes 1094 amino acids. The record is from RefSeq and is a predicted model, not a curated record. Gene Ontology annotation, molecular function: sucrose synthase activity; sucrose-phosphate synthase activity. Lineage: Eukaryota; Viridiplantae; Streptophyta; Magnoliopsida; Ericales; Ebenaceae.
CCCUCUCUCUCUCUCUCUCUCUCUCUCUCUCUCUUCAGGUGUCUCUCGCCUCGCCAGCCGGACUCCUCUUCCAAUCUUUGUUUCUAUUCUAUUCUAAUAUUCCAAUGGCCUUGCUGCCGUAUGUGCAAAUCUAUUAUAUCUAAGAAGUCACAGCAGAUCAUCAUCCAUAUAUAGAGGAGAGAGAGAGAGAGAGAGAGAGUUGUUUAGUUAUGGCGGGGAACGAGUGGAUAAACGGGUACCUGGAGGCGAUACUGGACAGUGGGGCUGGUGGUGGGAGAGAGGAGAACAGCAACAAGAAGGCGGCGGCGGCGGCAGUGCAGCAGGUGAGAUCAGAGAGAGGAGGAGGAGGCGGGGGGCAUUAUUUGCAAUAUUUCAAUCCCACAAAGUACUUCGUGGAGGAGGUGGUGACGGGGGUGGACGAGACUGACCUGCACAGGACAUGGAUCAAGGUCGUCGCCACCCGCAACACCCGCGAGAGGAGCUCCCGCUUGGAGAACAUGUGCUGGCGCAUUUGGCAUCUCACCCGCAAGAAGAAACAGUUGGAAUGGGAAGACCUGCAAAGGACGGCUCAUCGGAGGUGGGAACGUGAACAAGGGCGCAGGGAUGUGACAGAAGACAUGUCUGAAGACUUGUCUGAAGGAGAGAAGGGAGAUGUAGCCGCCGGAGCCGGGGACAUGACGACCACGGCGGUCACUAUUGAAAGCCCCAGGAAAAAGUUCCAACGUAAUUAUUCCAACCUGGAAGUAGGUUGGUCAGACUCAGACACUAACAAGGAGAAGAAACUUUACAUUGUUCUUAUCAGCUUGCAUGGUUUGGUCCGUGGGGAAAAUAUGGAGCUUGGACGUGAUUCUGACACUGGUGGUCAGAUCAAAUAUGUUGUAGAGCUUGCUCGGGCGCUGGCUAGGAUGCCUGGUGUUUAUAGGGUUGAUCUGUUCACCCGCCAAAUUUCCUCACCUGAAGUUGAUUGGAGCUACGGAGAACCCACAGAGAUGCUAACCACGGGUGCUGAAGAUGCUGAUGCCACAGACAGCGGAGAAAGCUGUGGGGCAUAUAUCAUACGAAUACCCUUUGGUCCGCGCGACAAGUACCUAAGGAAAGAAUUACUGUGGCCGUAUGUUCAAGAAUUUGUAGAUGGAGCUCUGGCGCAUAUUCUUAAUAUGUCAAAGGCCUUGGGCGAACAAAUUGGUGCGGGACAGCCCGUUUGGCCAUAUGUAAUUCACGGCCACUAUGCUGAUGCAGGGGACAGUGCAGCUCUUCUUUCAGGUGCUUUGAAUGUUCCAAUGGUUUUAACAGGGCAUUCACUUGGAAGGAACAAGUUAGAACAACUUCUUAAGCAAGGAAGGCAGUCAAAAGAGGACAUAAAUUCUACAUACAAGAUUAUGAGAAGGAUAGAAGCAGAAGAGCUUUCCCUUGAUGCGGCAGAACUUGUUAUCACGAGCACCAAACAGGAGAUCGAAGAGCAAUGGGGCCUAUAUGAUGGAUUUGAUGUCAAGCUUGAGAAGGUUUUGCGGGCCCGCUCUAGACGAGGGGUCAAUUGUCAUGGACGUUACAUGCCAAGGAUGGCGGUCAUUCCUCCGGGAAUGGACUUCAGUAAUGUGGUGGUUCAAGAAGAUAAUGCUGAAGUUGAUGGAGAACUGACAGCGCUAACUAAUUCAGACGGUUCUUCUCCAAAAUCACUCCCUGCAAUAUGGUUGGAAGUGAUGCGUUUUCUAACAAAUCCCCAUAAGCCAAUGAUUUUGGCCUUAUCAAGACCCGACCCAAAAAAGAAUAUCACCACUCUUGUCAAAGCCUUUGGAGAAUGCCGUCCAUUGAGAGAACUUGCUAAUCUUACUCUUAUAAUGGGAAAUAGGGAUGAUAUAGAUGAGAUGUCUUCUGGGAAUGCUAGUGUCCUGACAACUGUAUUAAAACUGAUUGAUAAAUAUGAUCUAUAUGGCCAAGUGGCCUUCCCAAAGCAUCACAAGCAAAGUGAUGUUCCAGAAAUCUACCGCCUUGCUGCAAAAACUAAGGGAGUUUUCAUAAAUCCAGCUUUGGUUGAGCCAUUCGGGCUCACCCUGAUUGAGGCUGCAGCCCAUGGACUUCCGAUGGUGGCAACUAAAAAUGGGGGACCAGUCGACAUUAACCGGGCUUUGAACAAUGGUCUCCUUGUUGAUCCUCAUGAUCAGCAAGCGAUUGCCAGUGCGCUGCUUAAGCUAGUAUCAGAGAAGAACUUAUGGCAUGACUGCAGAAAGAACGGCUGGAAGAACAUCCAUCUUUUUUCUUGGCCUGAACACUGCCGCACGUACUUGACGAGGGUGGCCGCCUGUCGGAUGCGACACCCACAGUGGCAAACGGACACCCCAUCAGAUGAAUUUACCGCUGAAGAGUCCUUUAAUGAUUCAUUGAAGGAUGUGCAAGAUAUGUCCCUUAGGCUGUCUGUUGAUGGGGAAAAAUCAUCACUAAAUGAGUCAGUUAACGGAGAGAAUGCAACCAAUGGUGAUCCCGAGCUACCAGACCAAGUAAAACAGGUGCUAAGGAGGAUGAAGAAGCCAGAAACAGAGCCCCAAGACUCUGAAAGCGGCGGGAAACUGCAGGAAGCUGGUAAUACUGUUGCAAGCAAAUAUCCCAUGUUGCGGAGGCGGCGGCGUUUGAUUGUCAUAGCACUUGAUUGCUAUGAUUGCAAUGGAGCCCCCGAGAAAAAGAUGAUUCGCAUAAUCAAAGAGAUAUUCAGGGCUGUUAAUUUAGUCUCCCAAACUGCCAGAUUCUCCGGUUUUGCUAUCUCAACAGCUAUGUGUCUCUCAGAAUUAACAGCCUUCUUGAAAGCAGGGAAUAUUCAAAUAAAUGAGUUUGAUGCUUUGAUUUGUAGAAGCGGGAGUGAAGUCUAUUACCCAGGCGCCUACACAGAUGAAGAUGGAAAGCUUUAUCCGGACCCAGAUUAUGCAUCGCACAUCGACUACCGGUGGGGUUGUGAUGGCCUAAAGCAAACUAUUUGGAAGCUACUAGGCUUAAAUGAGGGUGGCCCUGUUCCUUCUACCAGUCCAAUUGAAGAGGAUGUGAAGUCUAGCAAUUCCCAUUGCUUCUCCUACUUUCUCAAGGAUGUCAGCAAGGCAAAGAAAGUGGAUGAUAUGAGGCAGAAGCUUAGGAUGCGGGGUCUCCGUUGCCAUCUCAUGUACUGCAGAAACUCAACAAGGAUGCAAGUUAUCCCUCUCCUUGCAUCUCGAUCACAAACACUGAGGUACUUUUUUGUUCGUUGGAGAUUAAACGUGGCUAAUAUGUACGUAAUUCUUGGCGAAACUGGAGACACUGAUUAUGAGGAACUAAUAUCUGGUACGCACAAGACACUGAUCAUGAAAGGGGUUGUGGAGAAAGGCUCCGAAGAGUUGCUCAGAACAGCAGGAAGCUAUCUGAAAGACGAUAUUGUUCCUGGAGAGAGCCCCUUGGUUGCCUGCACAAGUGGGGAACCAACAGCCGAUGAGAUUGCUAAUGCUUUAAAGCAAAUAUCUAAAUCCACCACGUGAUGGCAUGGCAGAUACUAAUCUCACAUAAUUUCAUUCCGUUAAGUAUAGUGUUUCUUUCUUCAUUUCCGGCAACUUCUAAUGGGGAAUGUAGUAAUAAGAUUAGUACAAGCUAGCGUUUUCAAGUGUGGGAUGCACUUAAAUCUGUUCUGUAGUUAGAAGAUAAUCCCAUUGUUGACAAAUGCUUUUGUUGUCAGAUAUACGAGGCCUCUAUCUAUUCUACAGCA